UCGAAACGGCAUGGAUGUGUCGCAGCAGCAACAGCAGCAUCAGCAACAGCAGCAGAAGCAGUAGUUCUUGAACUGGCCAACAGUCCGCCAACCAGCAGCAACAGAUCACACUGCCAAAGUCUUCUGUUUUUUUUUUCGAUUUUUUUUUUAUUUUUUUUUUCCUGGUUGCUGGAGGGCUUACAAAAAAGAAUUAGAAAUUCAAAGUGUGCUUAAAGUUUGAGUGGAGCUGCAAUAAUUGCAUAGUACCGAACUUGUUAGUGGUAUAAAAAAGUAUCAAAAAAAAAAAAAUAGAAGGAUUUUUUCUAAAAAAGAGUGACGAACAGUGCGUGAGUUUCAGUUUCAUUGCCGACGAGAACGUGGGGAUUGAAAGGCGAAGAAACUUUUUGGCGCACAAGAGUAGGCAACAGAAACGCCAACUUUCCUUGCUGGGUGAGUCUGUGUGUGUGUUGAUUUGCGUUGGUGUGUGUGCGUGGCAAUGCCUUAAGCCCUUUGCCAAACUGCAACCUCUGAACGCAUUUAAGUGCAGAUUUAUGUUUUACCUCUCUCACACAGAUCCUCCACUUCGUGUACCACCACCAUCAAAGUCACCCACCGAGCAACACUGCCAAUUAAAGUUGCCACAGCAGCUGCCAUACACACACACACACACAGUCACUGCCAAAAACGAAAAAAAAAAAACAACUAAGAAGGAGACUAAAGCAGCUAACGAAGACGGAAGAAGAAGGAAAGACUUUGGCCAGCAGCUGAGUUAUAUUCACUAGUAGCGCAUAAGUUUUCGAAGAGCCACUGCCACAGUAACAACUAUAGACCAGCUUUAGCUACAGCAACACUACCAGCAACGACAGCAACAACGACAACGACAACAACGACAGCGACAACAAAAAACAGAGCUAGAGAAACAGCAACAACAACGUGUUGCUGCCACAAAACGCAGCAGCCGCAACGAGAGCGUCAUCUCUGCCCUUCGCACGCCUCUGCGGAAGAUUUUGCAAGAUGCAGCAGUAUGCUAGGAUUGCCAGGAUCGCAACCAACUCUGCCCGGGCUUGUCACCGGCAAAGAUUCUACGAACCCAAUGCCGAAGUACGCUGGCAGCACUCCGAGCACUAAACAGGCUGAGCGGAGCCACUAGCACUCCCGAUCCGAUCAGCGGCGGCAACAGCGGACGAACUAUGAUAACGAGGCUCUACAACACCGAAGAGGAUCCCGCCUACUGCUCGUUCAUCUGGGGCUCGAAUCUCACCAGCAGCGUCGACGUCCUGGCUGCCAAUGCCACGUCCGUCUUCAGCAGCGACCUGAGGGACGACUUCUAUCGGGAUGUGGAGGAUCCGCGGACGGAAUCGCUGAGGGAAUACUGCUAUGGCCUGGUGCUGCCCAUCAUCUGCGCCAUGGGCAUCAUAGGCAACGUGCUCAACCUGGUUGUGCUCACCAGGCGCAACAUGCGUGGCACCGCCUACAUUUACAUGCGGGCUUACUCCACCGCCGCCCUGCUGGCCAUCGUGUUCGCCAUUCCCUUCGGUAUCCGCAUGCUGGUCCACAAGGAUCGAGGACAGUGGGAGGAGUUCGGCCCAGCCUUCUACACCGCCCACCUGGAGCUUUAUCUGGGCAACGGCUGUUUGGGCGUUGGCGUAAUGAUGUUACUAGUGCUGACCAUUGAACGUUACGUGUCCGUUUGCCAUCCAGGAUUUGCUCGACCAGUGAUGGGACCACCUGGCGUUGUGGUAUUCCUCACCUGCUUGGCCACGGUAAUCGUCUAUCUACCGAGCAUCUUUCGUGGCGAACUGAUCAAAUGCAUCCUUGGAUCGAGUGACGUAUAUGUAUAUUUGCGACGCGACAACACUAUCUACCAGCAGACCAUCUUCUAUCGCGUCUACAAGAUCAUGCUGGAGGUGAUCUUUAAACUGGUGCCCACUUUGGUGAUCGGUGGCCUCAACAUGCGCAUCAUGAUGGUCUACAGGCGGACCUGCGAGCGCCGCCGCAAGAUGGUGCUCAGUCGUCCGCAUGCCCAGGGACAUGGUCACGGACAUGGGCACGGACAUGGUCAUGGACAUGGACAUGCACAUGGACACGGCUAUUUGAAGGACGACGAUCCGCGAAAGUUCGCCGAGGAGCGGCGCUUGUUCCUGCUGCUCGGCAGCACAUCGAUUUUGUUCCUGGUCUGCGUCUCGCCGAUGGCCAUUCUCCACAUGACGAUCGCCUCGGAGGUCUAUCCGAGCUUCCCCUUCCAGGUGUUCCGUGCCAGCGCCAAUCUGCUGGAGUUGAUUAACUACUCGCUGACCUUCUACAUCUACUGCCUGUUCAGCGAGGAUUUCCGCAACACCCUGGUGAGGACGAUCAAGUGGCCCUGGUUGAAGGGCAAGUUCUGCCACCAGGCCGAGCACGAGGUGAGUGCCAGUCCACCGGCCACAGCCGGAACCGUAGCGGUAGCCGGAACCGGAAAUGGCCACGUUUCUAUUUUUCAUCCGGCAAUACCGGCGCUGACUCUCACACCCGCAGAACCCGACGAACGGCCCCGGUGUGCCAAUGGCGUGCUUCACUAAGGUGGACAGGGGCCAUCAAAAGCACCACAUAACUACCACCUCGGGCCUGGGACGAUCGAGUAGCAUUUAGACAAUGCCUACCACCCAACAACAACACCACCACAACCCAUCCGCUACUCGAGAUCCGAACUCCGAACACCGAGAACCCUCCCAGCCCAGAGUAACCCCACCACCACCACCCAACUCCAAAACCGUCAUCACCACUUCCACUUACCCCCCAGGUCGUCGAGGUUAAAGGGUGCCCUUUCUCUCGCUUGAGAUCCUGCGACAUUUGAACGUGUUCAAGUAUCGAUGAACGAAAAAUGAUAUACGAUAAACAACUAACGAUUAACGAUAAUUGAUAUUCAGCGCCACGCAUUGCGUAUAUAAGUGUCUGUGUGUGUUCCUUAAACAUAUAUAUUUAAAUAUAUGGAUAAACAUUUUUUUUUUUUUAGCACUAGAAUUAGGUACUUAAAAACCAAACUUAAUCGAAAACACAUCCGUAAUUGGUGAAAUAAUUGAUAUCGAUAGGUAAAACCAGUUCGACUUUCGAUCAGCAUUUGCGCCGAAUGAUUUCACCACAAUGUAGCUUGCGGAAUGUGUAUGUCGCAGGAUCAAGAUCCUCAAGCCACACGUAUAGAUGCAGAUAUGAUAGUUUUAUCAAUGGAUAGAUUGCUUGCCGUAUUGAUAACCAAAGAGCUCGUUUACUCUAGCAUUAGAUGCAGACAGAAACAGGAACAGCGACAGGACAACGACAGACAGACAUAUUGACAUAUAGACAGGUAUAGACAGGUGAGAUGGAACAAUAGCGAGAGAGAGAGAGAAAGAGUUUUACGAUGAUAAUAUGCAGACAUACAAUACUUAUAUAUACACUUGCAUAUGCCUAUAUGUGAAUGAUAUUUAUGUAAACGACGUAUUUAUGUAUACACGCGUAACUUUAAGCGAAUAUAUUUAUAUAUGCAUAUAUGUAUCUAUUGAUUAUAGCAUUUAAGUGCGCGCAAGAGGAAUCCGGAUUCCAACCCCGGCCCCAGAUAUAGAUCCAGAUCCAAAUUGAGAUCGAAGAUGGAUAUCUGGCAACGUGCUGAGCCCUUUCGUCUGACGAAACUGUAUUGAAUUGUUGCGUGAAUUGAGAUUGAAUUGUUAAUUGUUAAGUUAAUUAAUUGUAGUCGCACUACGAAUAGUUAUAUUUUUAAUUCUAGUUAUAAUUCGAGGACUAAGUUAUCUAGUUACAUAGUACAAUUCCCCCGACCUUGGUUGUCAGUCUGAAAGGGGAGGUCUUGAUAACUGACCCCUGACCCCUGGCCGAAUGAACCCUUGCAGCACGCGUAGCUAACUUAACUAAAUGUGUGUACCUAGUAUUAAAACAAAGCAAAGCAACCGAAACUGUUCAGUGAUGUCUAUUUACCCAGCGCCCAAGGCUAAGCUAUGGAAUACAUUACAGUAAUCUCACAAAUAUCGAAAUGUAUAUCUAUCUAACGAUGGAGCAGGAUUAGUUAUGUCCUCAAGUAAUGGCGCAGUAGCGACGAUGGAGUGGAUCAGAACUUUCAAAUUGCCAAAGGAGUUUCGAGAUUACUAAUCCAGUUUGGCAGCGACUUCAGUGAAUAUAUCCGGAAAUAAAUUCUAAACAACAGCAGUCGAGAACUCCUUUAAAUUUCAAAUAACAUGUGUACCAAUUCCUUGAAUUUCCUCGAGGUAUUUGACAAAUAUUCCGAAAGAUUGUAAAAUUAUUUGCAAAAGAUGUAUCCAAAAGUUAAUAACUUCAAAUUCUUCAAGUACUAGUUUAAUGUGUGAGUAAAUCAAUAUUUUCCGAUCUACAUCCUAGUCGUUACAAAAGCUAACAAUUAACAUACUUGCUUGGAUAUUGACGAAUAUCCUUGCAUGUGGCAGCUACUCAAAGGUGAAUCAUCACAAUGAAUGAACGUAGAUCCUUUUGUUUUCGUUUUCCAGAGCUCAGCUCAAAGCCAAGAAAGAAAUUAAUGUUUAGGAAAUUAGAAGAUUGAAUUGAAAAAAAAAUGAAGAAAAUUAUAUAUGAAAUAUGAAAUGUGAAACGUCAGGCAACUUGAGGCAUUUAGGACACCAAAAACCCGGAAAUCAGAACAGGCAUCACGAAGGCGAACUAAGAAUAUCCAUAAAUAGAGUCAGAACAGUGUGAACGAAGGCAGAUGGAGUUUAACGAAUAAACCAUUCAAUGCAAUGCAUAACUAACCAUAAACAGCAUUCAAAUACCCGAUACGAAUAAACAAUUUUAAUUGGUGUCAAAGUUCAUUGAAUAAAAAUCUUUAG
Drosophila melanogaster (fruit fly) is the source of this 4799-nucleotide messenger RNA. RefSeq lists its product as uncharacterized. The coding region runs from base 1170 to 2537 and encodes 455 amino acids. The record is from RefSeq and is marked reviewed. Gene Ontology annotation, biological process: neuropeptide signaling pathway; G protein-coupled receptor signaling pathway; signal transduction. Lineage: Eukaryota; Metazoa; Arthropoda; Insecta; Diptera; Drosophilidae. Gene Ontology annotation, cellular component: membrane. Gene Ontology annotation, molecular function: G protein-coupled receptor activity. The transcript is spliced from 7 exons.